AUGUCAGAAAAACUUUUUUCCUUAUUACUUCGAGCUGUUAGAUUUGAUGAUAUUGAAACAAGGAACGUUAGAAGAGCAAUAGACAAGCUAGCACCUAUUCGUACAGUUUUCGAUAAUUUUGUUCGGCGAUGUAAAGAAAAUUAUACUGUAGGAGAGAAUUGUACUAUAGAUGAGAUGCUAGAAGGGUUUCGAGGGCGUUGCAGUUUUCGACAAUAUAUACCAAAUAAUCCAAAUAAAUACGGUAUCAAAAUUCAAGCACUCGUUGAUUCUCGUACAUUUUAUACGUCUAAUAUGGGGGUUUACGUAGGAACUCAGCCGGAUGGCCCUUUCAAAUGUGACAAUUCUCCGUCAAGUAUUGUAAAACGACUAAUAUCGCCGAUAUCAACAACUGGCCGCAAUAUUACUAUGGAUAAUUGGUACAAUUCAAUUCCAUUGCCUAAUGAGUUACUAAAAAAUCAUAAUCCUACCGUAGUGGGCACUUUGAGGAAAAACAUAAGGGAAAUUCAUCCGGUUUUUAUAGAAACUAAAAAAAGAGAGGUAAAUUCCACUUUAUUUGGAUAUGGAAAAGACCUUUUACUUACAUCUUAUACUCCAAACAAAAAUAAAAAUGUCAUUAUGAUAUCAAGUAUGCAUGAUCAAGGUAUCAUUGACCCGGAAUCCGGUGACCAAAAAAAACCAGAAGUCAUAACGUACUAUAAUGGUACUAAAGGUGGAGUGGAUGUAGUAGACGAAAUGAAAGGAGAGUACUCGGUCGCAAGAAUUAGUUGUCGAUGGCCCCUAACUAUUUUUUUUUCAUGUAAUGAUACAGUGUACAAUACAAUCAUAGGUGAAUCUACAGAGUGUGCUGAGUGUGUCAGUGCACACACUGCGACUCGUAUAAACGUGUGUAGGGUCCAUAAUACUCAUUUCAGUUGCAAAAAGGUAAUGCGAGUAAAAAUAAUUGAGUAA
Molecule: messenger RNA, 948 nt
Organism: Rhopalosiphum padi (bird cherry-oat aphid)
Lineage: Eukaryota; Metazoa; Arthropoda; Insecta; Hemiptera; Aphididae
Product: piggyBac transposable element-derived protein 4-like
Exons: 1
Coding region: 1-948 (315 amino acids)
Source: RefSeq, a predicted model, not a curated record